AUGAAAAACUUGCAGAUAUACAAGGUUGGCAUAUUUUGCGUAUUGGUUCUUAUAAAACUUGCAAUUUUGGUGUUUGAGGGAAUGUACGUGGCUCCAGAUUUUCAUGACGCUACGAACUCAAUGGUAAAAAUACAUGUACCAGCAAUGAAUGAAACCACAUACCGCCGACUCGUGGAGGCUUUAUGGGAGCCUGCAGGAGGGUUUGGUGAAGCAGGACAUGGUGAAGGAAUGGCGAGGCAGGCUCGUCUUUGGCGGGAUCUAAAUGAGACGUGUGUAUGGCCACGACGGGCGUUUGAUGUGCAUUUUGACGCGUUUUACUAUGCAAAUGGGUCUCGGGUUGAAGCUUUGGAUGCACGCAAUUCACCUACAUUGGCUGAACGGAUUCUCACAACAGGAUUAGAUUCUGGUGUGGCGGAAUGGAUGCGUGAAAUGACUAGUGACGAACGUGUAUAUCGACGUUUAAUGUGUUCUCGAUCUAGACGAUUGACUUGGCCGCGGCCUCAGGGAGACUCUGAGCCUGCUGUUAGUGAUAAGCCUGCACCGCCAGAGUUGUGUGAACUUUGGGUGCGCGUGCAUGGGUCGCGCAAACGGAUGCUUAUUUCAGUUUUAUUAUUUUCAGACGGUAUUAUUUUUUUUUCAUUUUUAGCAGCCGCCGUGGCUCGAAUUUUGCGUAUGCGAAAUACGGAAGAUGGACUUGAUUACUCUAUGAGUUUUUAUAUAACACAGCGACCGCCCUGCAGCGGGAUUCCAGGAUAUCGUUCAGUCGAACUUUGGAGCAGAAUGCCCCCAACUGCUACGUUUAUUCAAGUGGAUAUGUUACUGGCAUGUUUUCAUUGUGUGCUCAAUCUAGCGUACACGCUUUAUUUACCCCACAGAGUUGAAGUACCAUUAGCUGCAAUUAAUACCCACCUUUUAGAUUUGGGUGUGUCAGCCAGACUUUUGAAUCGUGGAGUGACGUUGGCAUACUCUGUGUAUCUUUUAAUACCAAUAUCUGUCGUGGUUGACGUGAUAUUAGUGGCACCAUUAGCCAUUUAUGAAUUUUUUGUUUUUAAACAAUUGGCUGCAGAACACCGUGAGCAGCGAAAGAUUCAGGCUGCUGCGGCUGCAGCUGCGGUGAUUGCUAGCUGUGAAUUUAUGAAUGACGAAAAUACAGUACUGGACUUGAGCCAGGAAAUGCUGGGCCUGGACCCAAACGUGCUAGCCCGGUAUGUGCGAUAUGAUCCAAUGUUGGAUCAAUAUGUACAGGUACCACCUCCGGCUUAUUGUCGGAUUCCUGCGAGGGGUGAGGCCUUGCCUCCAUAUGAAGCAUAG
Magnusiomyces paraingens is the source of this 1311-nucleotide messenger RNA. RefSeq lists its product as uncharacterized. The record is from RefSeq and is a predicted model, not a curated record. Lineage: Eukaryota; Fungi; Ascomycota; Dipodascomycetes; Dipodascales; Dipodascaceae. The transcript has a single exon. Bases 1 to 1311 code for a protein of 436 amino acids.